Lampris incognitus (smalleye Pacific opah) is the source of this 1691-nucleotide messenger RNA. RefSeq names its product ubiquitin-conjugating enzyme E2A (RAD6 homolog) (gene ube2a). Gene Ontology annotation, biological process: protein polyubiquitination; DNA repair; proteasome-mediated ubiquitin-dependent protein catabolic process. The transcript is spliced from 7 exons. Gene Ontology annotation, molecular function: ubiquitin conjugating enzyme activity. Lineage: Eukaryota; Metazoa; Chordata; Actinopteri; Lampriformes; Lampridae. Bases 237 to 695 code for a protein of 152 amino acids. Gene Ontology annotation, cellular component: HULC complex. The record is from RefSeq and is a predicted model, not a curated record.
GGUUUUAUCAUGUUCUUGGUUGUCUCUGAGAAGGAAUAUACAGCGUUAAAAUAGUAUUGAUGCGACGUAGAAAGAAAAUGUACUUCAGGAAAAUAAGGCCUUUAUGAAAACAUUUGGACGAUCCCAGGAACCUUUGACGGCCUCCAGAUAAGGGUGCUAAACACAUGACGUAACUUCUGCUGGAACGAUUGCCCGAUUAGGUUUAUGAAAACGACUUGGGUUUUAGCGUGAGGAAAAUGUCGACUCCAGCAAGACGCCGUUUAAUGAGAGAUUUUAAACGGCUGCAAGAAGAUCCUCCAGCUGGGGUUAGCGGGGCCCCAUCAGAGAACAAUAUCAUGGUAUGGAAUGCUGUCAUUUUUGGACCAGAAGGAACACCUUUUGAAGAUGGAACCUUCAAGCUCACCAUUGAAUUCACAGAGGAGUAUCCAAAUAAACCUCCAACAGUGCGUUUUGUAUCCAAAAUGUUUCAUCCAAAUGUGUAUGCAGAUGGAAGCAUAUGUUUAGACAUUCUUCAGAAUCGUUGGAGUCCAACUUAUGAUGUUUCUUCAAUUUUAACUUCAAUACAGUCUUUAUUGGAUGAGCCAAACCCAAACAGCCCAGCCAACAGCCAGGCAGCCCAACUGUACCAAGAGAACAAGCGAGAGUAUGAGAAGAGGGUUUCUGCUAUCGUCGAACAGAGCUGGCGUGACUGUUGACCCCUGUGAUUGUUCACUAAGUAUGAACAAUGUCCAGCCCGAAAUCAAAAGAAACUACAGAUCAUGAAAUCAGAAAUAAGAUGACACAUCUUAUAAGUCUCAUAUCUCUGUCCCCAUGCUAUUGCUAAGUGUGUAUGCUGUUGUGGUGUGGCAUUCCCUCUUGGAGUGCUGUUGUUGGGCAAUUGCGUAUGUUUGUUAAAGUAAAUGUACCUUGUUAUAUCUGGGUUACUUGUUACAUGCCCCACCCUCUUGAUUACUUUUUAUCAAAAGGUUAGCCCAAGUUUAUCAUCUGUCACUUUUGUACUUGUUGAUAUGGGUGUUUCGCUCACCACCAAAUAAGUCAGUUGAAUGAUAUGGUGUUGAUAAUUAGGUGUUCUUGCUGUGGGGAUCCACAGACUGCAUAUAUUUCAAUGGAAUAGCAUUAAUGGGCAUGUUUUCCUUGUGGGGGUUUUUUUUCCUUUUUUUCUUUUUGCCUUUGAGAGGGAAUAGCAUGAUGGGUAAGAACAAGAGAAAUGUGCUUCAGGAUAAAACAUUAACCUGGCAUUAACAUCUCUUCCUCUAACAAGUUGUCACUCAAUCAGCACUUUUUGGGUAUGUCAGACUAGAGUACCAGUCGUUGUUUCAAAUCUACACUUAAAAGCCAUUACUUUGAUUCAGAUGUUAGGAAAAAAAUGAACAUGCACGUCUCAAGAUUCAUCAAGGCUCUGUAGCAGGUCAAGUGUGAGAGAAAUGGACAUUAUGCACCCUUUCACAGCAUACACUUGCAUCAUGUGCAGAACUUCACAAUGCUGACAAUAUACCAAGAUGUUGGAGUAAUGCUAUGCUAAUUUCAAGUCUUUACUUAUCAGCCUUCAUAAAGACUAAGCUGGUAAUACUGUCUGAACAUGUUUGCUAAUGUGUCAUUUUCCAAGGCACUACUUUCAGAAUAUAAAACUUUGCACUGGUAACCCAUGUAACAAAUUGUACAUUUUCUUAUUGUAAAUAAAAUAAAUAUGU